Messenger RNA from Penicillium pulvis, 3042 nucleotides. RefSeq lists its product as uncharacterized. The coding region runs from base 1 to 3042 and encodes 1013 amino acids. Lineage: Eukaryota; Fungi; Ascomycota; Eurotiomycetes; Eurotiales; Aspergillaceae. Gene Ontology annotation, molecular function: protein binding. The transcript has a single exon. The record is from RefSeq and is a predicted model, not a curated record.
AUGGAAGGGCAGCCAAAGGUCACUCGUCCUGCCAGCGGCAUUCCGCGACUGGCUUCUCGGCUGCCGUUGCCCACUGCCACCGCAUCGAAAUCGAUUCGCCCUUCUCCUUCCCGAGAUCGAUUGCAAGCCGAUCCUGGCCUGGAUGACCGACGACUGAGACGGCCUUCAUAUGAGUCGUUGCUUAAGAAGCCCACUACUACACGCUUUUCACCAGCGAAAUCCCGAACUGAGACACUGCCGAGCCAGGAGGAGUUUUCGAGCGAGGAUGGAACAUACACCCCAGACGAUGCGGGUUCGAUGAUGGGGGACGAGGAGAGUGUGUCUGGGGAGACCCGCGGUCGUACACGCCCGUCGCUUUCAUCGCUAUCGGAGCGGACGGUUGAGACGUUAGCGCAUAUUCCACCAUCGCCGGCGUCCGUAAAAAGACAGACUAGUUUCUUCAAUGGGACCAGUCCGAUCCGCUCCCCGUCUCGAACCCCCUCCAAUAUUUCAAGCUAUUCGCGAUCUCCAUCCCGAUUGUCGUCCAACCAGGGCAACGGCAGCGAUUUAUUAUCUCAGCCAAUUUCGAAACUCCGCCCUCCAUCCCACAAUCGUAUGUCGGUCGCUACAUCGACCGGUUUGCUAACCGGCAGCACCGAUAGUCUAGACAGCCCUUCAAAAUUGAAGAGGCCGACCAAAAGGCAGAGUAUCCCAGCGCUAAGCAGUGUCUAUGGAAGUAGCACGCCAACAAAGAAGAGCAUCUCCACUCCAAAAGUCUCGCAUGUGCGCCCUCCACCAAGCACGUCUUCAAAGCCCCCGCAAUCCGAUAUGGGUCCACCAGAGCGUCCGCUUCAGGUCCGAAAGACGAGGAAGCCCCAGGCAGAAUCGUCUACCUCGAUGAGAUCCCCAUCGACCGGCUCACGAUACGUGUCUGCUGCAUCGACACUGCAGGACGAACUUACUCCGGAGCAGCAGGCAGAAAGCGAAACAAGAAAAGCAUCCAAGUCCUCCAACGCUUUACGCGAGAGUAUUGCGAAGGCCAAGGCAGCUCGGAAGGCAGCCGCAGUGACGGAAAAGACGAAAGAGGCUACCCCAAAGGUCCAGCCCACUGGUUCAUUUGAUGGUUCAUUUGGUGGUGCAGAUCUUGAAGAUCCCUUUAACCAGCUGCCAAAGGGUUCAAAUGACCUUGCCCUUCGAAAGCGUGUGGAGGGUGCGCGUGCGUCAGGGACUUUGAACAUUGCAGCAAUGUCUUUGAGUGAGAUACCUAAAGAGGUACUCACCAUGUACGAAUUUGACCCUAACAGCACAUCCAACUGGUUUGAGAACGUAGACCUGGUGAAGUUCAUUGCUGCAGACAACGAGCUUUCCCAAGUUCCGGAUGCCGUUUUCCCAGACAUCAACUUGGAGGACUUGGAUCCGGAUAGCGAUGAGCGAGGCCCUCAGUUUGGUGGAAUUGAAACGCUGGAUCUUCAUGGAAAUGUGCUUCAUUCUCUACCUAUGGGACUUAAGCGAUUGCAAAAUCUUCGCUUCCUGAACCUCUCGAACAAUGAUCUGACUAUGAAUCAAAUUGCUAUCAUCACGGAGAUCCCUUCUCUGGUUAACCUGAAACUUGCAAACAACAAGUUGGAGGGCUCAUUAUCCUCGGCUGUGAGCAGUCUUAAGGGAUUAGAAACGUUAGAUCUCCGGGGCAAUGCCUUAACCGACCUGCCUACAGAACUAGGUGAACUAAGAAACCUCAAAAUACUGGACGUGGGCGAGAAUCAAUUGUCAUCUAUCCCGUUCGAGGCCCUCAGUGGAGUUCCUUUGAGUACGCUCAAUGCGCCCAAAAACAAACUGAGGGGCACCCUCAUUCCGGCAUCAGUGGGUCGACUCGAGAAAUUGGAGUCUUUGAACGUUGCAAACAACAAUAUUGAGAUUCUUGCUGCCAAUGAGAAUCUGUCUCUACCCAAUCUCCACAGCCUACUCGUCAGUUUCAAUCGCAUCAAAGGCUUGCCCUGUGUGUCCUCGUGGCAAUCACUCUUGCUCCUUUCUGCAGAUGGCAACAAAAUCACAGAGCUCCCUGCUGGUUUCACGGGUCUCAAAAAUGUGAAGAACGUGGAUUUCACUGGCAACGACAUUUCGCGCCUGGAUGAUAAAAUUGGACUCAUGGAGAAGCUAUCCACUUUCCGGAUCGCUAAUAACCCACUCCGUGAUCGCAAGCUGCUGAGUAUGGACACAGAGGAUAUUAAGCUGGUCUUGCGCAACAGAUGCGAGCCUGAUCCUCAGGAUACGGAUGAUGAGGGCUCUGUGGCCACCCAAUUCACACUUGCGCCAGAGACCCCACAAUCAGAGAGCGGAUGGAAAGUCAAGCCUCGCGGGAUCCUUGACCGAUCUUACUCUGAACUGAAAGACUUGGAGACAGGGAAGUUGGAAUUGAUCAAUGCGGAAGACGUCCGUUCUCUAUAUGUGCAACAUAAUGAACUGCGCUUCUUCCCUGUUCCCGCCCUCGGAAUGCUUGCUCAAGGGCUGAUCGAGCUUGAUCUCUCCCACAAUCCCCUGAACAGCUCUGAGCUUCUAUCCUCCGUACUGGAACUGCCUAAACUCCAAAGCCUCAACGUCAAUGCGACGACUUUGACCACGCUGGACUCUCUUUUGGCUAAUCUUCGAGCCCCAUCGCUUACCUUCCUUGAUGCCUCCAACAAUCGCUUGACUGGUGCUCUUCCAAAUGCUCGACAGACAUACCCAGAGCUUAAAACCUUCAACGUGUCCGACAACAAGAUAUCUAAAUUGGAUUUCGAGGCAGUGCAGGGUUUGCAAGUUUUGGAUAUCAGUAACAAUGACAUUGACCACUUGCCACCAAAAAUUGGCUUGUUAGGUGCUGAGCGCUCCCCUAAGAACUGGGGUACUGGGUCCGCUCUAAGGCAGUUGGAGGUUGCUGGUAACCGCUUCCGUGUCCCACGAUGGCAGACUGUCGCAAAGGGAACCGAGGCUGUACUGGACUAUCUACGUCAACAUAUUCCUGCUGGUGACAUGCCUGAGUGGGAACUUGAAGAUGGACCUGUCGAUGGGUAUUCAAAGAUCUAA